This is a messenger RNA of Medicago truncatula (barrel medic), 742 nucleotides long. RefSeq lists its product as uncharacterized. The transcript has a single exon. The record is from RefSeq and is a predicted model, not a curated record. Bases 61 to 390 code for a protein of 109 amino acids. Lineage: Eukaryota; Viridiplantae; Streptophyta; Magnoliopsida; Fabales; Fabaceae.
GAAGCCUCGUGCACUAUAAAGAGUAGUGCCAUAUAAUUCAUUGGCAUAAGUCCAUGUGAAAUGGCUGCACCUGUUGCUAUAGGCACAAGGGGCACUAUUGGAUCAUUAGUGAGAAAGGAAAUUGAAUAUUUCACUAAGUUUGAGUUAGACAUAAGAGGAAUUUCACAGAAACCUCAGCAACAUCUUGUAGACAUGGAGAAAGCAAAGAAGCCUAGUUUCUGGUUUUUGCCAACAACCUGGAAGAAAAGGAAGCAAAGAAGUUCAACAAAUAGGUUCAUCCGAAAAAUAUGUUCUGUUACAGAAGUAGAUUAUGAAAGUAAUCAAUUCAACAGAAUUCCUGGUUACAGCUACAAGAUCCUCAGGGAUGAUAUCAACAACUUUCACCUCUAAGCGGGAUCCGAUCUACUGCAAUAGAAAAAGCAUGUGUUUACAUGUAUUAAUUGAUCUCGGUCAUUGAUUUCAGAUCAGUCGGCAUACAUUACACCUUUACUAAAUUUAAAUUAUUGUUAUAUAAUCUUCAUUGUUGAUCUGAUAUUGGAAGGCCAAAAUCAGUAACUAUGUGACACAUUUACUUCGUCGAAUCCAAGUCCUUUUAAGUAACUUUCUUUUUAAUUUUCUUGAUUUAGCCUGCACUAGCUUGUUCUGAGGGAUCAAAACUUGCAUGUUUGCAGCAUCUUCAUUUUAAUUUUCACAUUUUGUUGCUAUACUUGAACAAUUAUUUUUCUUUUUAAUUUUGGGAUCA